Messenger RNA from Chroicocephalus ridibundus (black-headed gull), 3107 nucleotides. RefSeq names its product disintegrin and metalloproteinase domain-containing protein 18-like. The transcript is spliced from 20 exons. Gene Ontology annotation, cellular component: plasma membrane. Lineage: Eukaryota; Metazoa; Chordata; Aves; Charadriiformes; Laridae. Gene Ontology annotation, molecular function: metalloendopeptidase activity. Gene Ontology annotation, biological process: proteolysis; binding of sperm to zona pellucida; cell adhesion. The record is from RefSeq and is a predicted model, not a curated record. The coding region runs from base 2 to 2233 and encodes 743 amino acids.
GAUGUGUGGGGGUGCCCGGCCGCUCUCAGCCCCGUUUCUGUUCCUGCAAGGUUCGCAAAUGCUGCUGCACAUCAUGGUUCCCGAGCGGCUGCUCUCAAAACCAGCUGGAGAGACGGAUGUGGCGUCCUACGUCCUGCAGAUCGAGGGGAGGCCGUACACCGUUCACCUGCAGCAGCAAUUCUUUAUAUCGGAUGAUUUCAGGAUUUACACGUACAACGAGAAUGGAUCUUUGCGCUCUGACUCGCCUCGUAUCAAGGGCGGCUGCCACUACCGGGGGUACGUCGAGGGCUUCCCCAGCUCGGCAGUGACCCUCAGCACCUGCUCGGGGCUCCGGGGCUUGCUGCAGUUUGAGAACGUCAGCUACGGGAUUGAGCCCCUGGGUCAUUCUCCUGGGUUGGAAUACAUUGUGUACCGAGUGAGGAACGAGAAGGCGGCGGGUUCCCUCCUGGCCACCAGCCCCCCCGAGGGAGGGCCGGGCGGGCUGACAGCAGAGGAGAUGGCGAGCAAAGCCCCCGGAGGGGACCGAUCAGAGUCCAAAUACCGGAGGGAGAUGGCACUCUACAUAGUUUUGGAAAGGGCUUUGUUCGACUACCUGGGUGCAGACGAGUAUGUUGUGACACAGAAGAUAGUUCAGAUCUCCAGCUUGCUCAACACUAUGUUCAGGCCUCUCAAUCUAACCAUUGUGCUGUCCGCCGUGGAGGUCUGGAUGGAUGACAGUACACUUAAGAAAACGGGGAGCGGAGGGGAUGUGCUGGCGCGGCUGUUGAAGUGGAAGCAGACCAGCCCCAUUCUGCACCCCCACGAGGUGCCAUAUCUGCUGCUGUACAGGGACCGAGCGGAGUUCGUGGGUGCAACGGCUCUGGGGAAGGCGUGUCAGAGAGACGCUGCUGGCGCAGUGGCCGUGUACCAAAGGGCCGUGAUGCUGGAGUCCUUCUCCGCCCUCCUGGCCCAGCUGCUGGCACGCAGCCUGGGCGUAAACUACGACGACCCGCGAGAAUGUCGCUGCCCCGGGAGCGUCUGCAUCAUGACCCUGGAGGCGCUACGUGUCAGUGGGGCAAAAGCCUUUAGCAACUGCAGCAUCAGGGACUUUGAAACCUUCCUGAAGCGGAACAGGAACUGCCCCUUCAUCAGGCACACUCUGCGUCAGCCGUCCUACCGCGUCACCAUCUGCGGCAACGGCGUGGUGGAGCCGGGCGAGCAGUGCGACUGCGGGGCGGCCGAGGCCUGUGCGUUAGACACAUGCUGUACCCCCCAGUGUAACUUCAGAGCAGGAAUGCAGUGCUCCUUGGGACCAUGCUGUGAACAUUGCCGGUUCAAGCGGAAAAACUCGCCGUGCCGCCCCGCCGCCGACGCGCAGUGCGACCUGGCCGAGUUCUGCAACGGGUCCUCCGCGUCCUGCCCCCCCGACCUGUACGUGCAGGAUGGGCACGGCUGCGAGCAUGGCACCGGCUACUGCUACAAGGGACGCUGCCGGUCUCCAGACCUGCAGUGCCGGCAGCUCUACGGGAGAGGUGCAAAAAAUGCUCCUUUGGCCUGUUAUGAAGAAGUCAACAGUCAGCAGGAUAGGUUUGGCCACUGUGGCAACCACCCAAAGGAUGGCUAUCAGCCCUGUUCCUGGCUGAAUCUGGGAUGUGGGAAGUUGGUAUGUAUAUUCCCGAAUCGUAUUCCUUUCACAAAAGUCAAGGGCGCCAUAAUUUAUGCUCAAGUGCAAGAACAUCUGUGCGUGUCUUUCGAUUUUAUGCGGGGACCCACGGUGCUAGAUCCUCUCCUGGUGAAAGAAGGCACAAAAUGUGGUCCCGGAAAGGUUUGCAUCAACGGCACGUGCCACCCCCAUUCCAUCCUGAAGUAUGACUGCAAUGUGCAGGAAAAAUGCCACGGGCACGGAGUGUGCAAUAACCUGAAGAACUGCCACUGCGACCCGGGCUGGAGCCCCCCCCAGUGCAAGACCCGAGGGUCCUCCGUUGGCGGGAGCACCGACAGUGCCCUGGGCCCCGACGAUAUCAAAAGAAGGUAUAUGAAGAUCUGGCUGCUGCUGAGCCUCGGCGGCGUCCUCCUCGCCCUGAUCUGCGGCACCGUCGUGAUUAUGAAGUGGAGCCGGCUGAAAAGGUUCUGUGCAAGGAGGGGGUCGCAAACGGAUGGCCCUGCGGCUGAGGAGGGCAGCGACAGACAGGACACGGACAUGUACGCGGAGCUGGACACAGAGCCGGGGACGGGGCUGCGCCACGGACAUUAAUAAAGGCGUUGGACGGAGCUGCGUGUGGUCCACACCUGGGUGGGCUGGGGGUGCCCUGCCCAGCGCCGGCACACCCCGCAAACACAACCCCUCCAGCCUUCCCUCGGGAAGGACGUGCCCAGUUGUGCCCCCACGUCAGGGCCCUUGGUCCCAGCUGACCGCAGGCAGAAGCACAGGGGAGGGGGCGCAGAGAAGCAGCAGCACCGGCACCGCGUCGCUGCCACCCUGCGCUUUCCCGUGCUGCGACGGAGCAGCACCCACCGCAGGGAGGGCACCGAUCUGUCGGGGGGACAAAGGCAGCACCGCGCUGGAGCAGCCGCCUCCGCCACGGGGGCCCUUUCAGGCUCGUUUCAUUCGUCUCCAGCCAGACAGGGGCAUCAGCCUCCCCGGCAGUAACCACCCAACGGGCCGGAGUUCUGCUCCUGUGCAGCGCGAUUAGGUCAGAAGCCCACAGACCCUCACUGCGAGGAGGUGUAAUUACCCUCCUGUCCUGCAGACCCAGCACAGGACACGGGACAGGAGUUUGGCAUUGCCAGGACCCUGGGGAAAGCCAGCUGCAGAGCCAGCGUCCCUGCACUGCCACCAGCACCCUGGGCCGCUUCCACGCGGCUUCCCAGGGCGACCCGGAGCAUCCCGGCAGCUCCCGGGGGAGGUCCCAGGGGGUGACAGCUCACAGCCCCUGCCCACGGCGAGGGAGCUUCCCUGAGCCUUCCCCAUAGGUGGGUGCCCGCGGGGACGGAGAUCAAUGUUUGCUCCACGACAACUCCUUAUCGACAACCUUUAACCGUGUUUGCUCGGACCCUCUGGCCAUUGGGCGGCCAGACACCGGCUCCCCCCAGGACAAGGUACGUGCCCGUGGCCGGGGCGCGUGGUG